Messenger RNA from Ascoidea rubescens DSM 1968, 1656 nucleotides. RefSeq lists its product as uncharacterized. Gene Ontology annotation, molecular function: RNA binding. The record is from RefSeq and is a predicted model, not a curated record. The coding region runs from base 1 to 1656 and encodes 551 amino acids. The transcript has a single exon. NCBI's taxonomy places the organism in Eukaryota, Fungi, Ascomycota, Saccharomycetes, Ascoideales, Ascoideaceae.
AUGAGCCAAGAUAAGCCAGCCGAACAGAGAUUAUAUGUUGGAAAUAUAUCACAAUCAUUAGUUGAUCAAAUUGAUGACUUACAAACGAGAUUUUCAAAAUUCGGUGAAAUCAUUUCUCCCUUUGAGAUUAAAACAACCCAAACUUUUCUAAAUAAUGUCUACUUUGCUUUUAUCACCAUUAAAAUCAGUCAGCAGAAUCUAUCCAAAUUAAUUUCCUCCUACAACAACGUUAAUUUCAAAAAUAACAAACUCAUCGUUCAAUUAUCAAAGUCUCCUCAAUUUCCUCAAUCAUGGUUUAUCGAUCAGAAUUCUCUAAAUGCAGUUAAACAAAACAACAAAAAACUUCAACUAUUAUUAAAAAGAAAUAACAUCCAAUAUAAAAGAGAAUACUACAAAGACUCUUCCUCUAAGAGACUAAAUGACGUAUUCAAUCUACUCCAUGGAAGAGAAAAAAAACUUUCCUCCAAUAAUACAAUCAACAACGUCACCUACAGAAUACGAAUAAACAAAUUAAAACUAUCCUCCAACCAAAAAAAAAAACUAAAUCAAAAUGGCUUUUUGGUUGUCAAACCAAAUCAAAAACUAAAAUUAUGGGGCUAUGAGAAAAACAAAUCAACUCAAGAUCUAGUCCAUACCUAUAACCACAAUCUAAAAUCUUGGCUAGAUGGUUCCGGCCAUAUAGUUGAGAAAAACUCCUCUCAUAAUUUUAACCUCGAUGAUUUUUCUCAAACUUCUCAAAAGAAUAUCACACUAAAUAACCAGAUUUCUAAAAAUAGUAAUACAACCGAAUCUCUUAAUAGUAUCCAUGAUGAUGAUGAUGAUGAUAAUUUAGAAGAAAGACACAAAAAUCUCGAACUUCUUGGAACGUUUAUGCAAAACUUUGAUUUUGAUAAACAACUUUCUUUCGAGGACAGUGAUACUGACUCAGAAAAAGACAAAACCACUUUACCAUAUUCAAAAUCACAUUCAAAAUCGGAUACUGAAUCGGAAACUCAAACUUCUAAAUCAAAUCAUAAAACCAUUCAAUUCAAGGAGCUUGAUUCCAAUAGAGGCGUAGUAGUUUUUACUAAAAAUAACCAACAAUUUGAUUAUGGAGAUGACCAAGAUUUUCAAUAUGAAAGUGAAAGUGAAAGUGAAAGUGAAAGUGAAAGUGACAAUGGAAACAAAAAUUACACUAAAGAAAAAAAUCAGCAGUUCUCAUUGAAAUCUUUGUUUAAUUCAAACACAAACGACACAAUAUCAAAUAAUUUCAAAUUGAUUGAAUCCGAUGAUGAGGACAUCGAUCAUGAAGCCAACAAAAAAUAUUUCAACCAUGCAAAAAUUGAUAAUCUCAAUAACAAAAAUAAUGAUAAUGAAUCAACCUUGGAAGAUACAGGUACUGAAAAAUCAGCAAUUAAUAAUUCCCAACAACUCUUUUUUGAAAAAACACACGGUUUGUUUUUUCCACACUAUGAAUCGCCAUUUUUGUCUACACAAUCUCAACUAAGUAAAUUGAAAAACACAAACGUUCUUGAGGAUGAUUUUUUGAGCAAUUGGGAAAAAGAAUUUGAGGAUAACAGGCUUGAUUGGGUAAAGGCCUUUAAAAGAACAAAGAAAGACACUCUUAAACGAUACAGAAAGCUAAAUAAUCUCAAAUUAAGAACCAAUAUACUAUAG